GUGGCUCCUCAGAGCAAGGGAGGUAGUCGGGUCGAGGGAACCUGGCUCUGCCCAGGUGCCACUGCCCAAACCCCUGGGCCCCAUCCAUGGCAAGAGAGACCUUCCCCUUCACCUCCUCCAUGCUGCGCUCUCUCCGCCUGCAGCAGGAGUGGCUGGAAUGGGAGGACCGGCGGCGGGCGGCUGCCCAGCAGUGCCGGAGCCGCAGGUGCCCGUCAAGUCCCCGGGCCCGACUCACUAGGCCUCACCGUUCCUGCCGAGACCCAGCUGUCCACCAAGCCCUCUUCUCCGGCAACCUGCAGCAGGUCCAAGCCCUGUUCCAAGAUGAAGAGGCCGCCAACAUGAUUGUGGAGACUGUGAGCAACCAGCUGGCCUGGUCGGCUGAACAGGGGUUCUGGGUGCUGACCCCCAAGACCAAGCAGACGGCACCCCUCGCCAUCGCUACAGCCCGAGGCUACACAGACUGUGCUCGACACCUGAUCCGGCAGGGAGCUGAGCUGGAUGCCCGUGUCGGGGGUCGCGCUGCCUUGCAUGAGGCCUGUGCCCGAGCCCAGUUUGACUGUGUGCGGCUGCUGCUGACCUUCGGAGCCAAGGCUAAUGUGCUGACUGAGGAGGGCACGACUCCUUUGCACCUCUGCACGAUCCCCGAGUCCUUGCAGUGCGCCAAGUUGCUGCUGGAAGCAGGAGCGACGGUGAACCUGGCAGCAGGCGAGAGCCAGGAGACGCCCCUGCACGUGGCGGCGGCGCGCGGCCUGGAGCAACAUGUGGCUCUGUACCUGGAGCAUGGCGCCGACGUGGGCCUGCGCACCAGCCAGGGCGAGACUGCGCUGAACACGGCGUGCGCUGGGGCCGAGGGCCCAGGUAGCUGCAGGCGACACCAGGCUGCGGCGCGCCGGCUCCUGGAGGCUGGAGCUGAUGCCCGGGCGGCCGGGCGCAAGCGCCACACGCCGCUGCACAACGCUUGUGCCAACGGCUGCGGGGGCCUGGCCGAGCUGCUGCUGCGUUACGGGGCCCGCGCUGAGGUCCCCAAUGGGGCGGGCCACACGCCCAUGGACUGUGCGCUGCAGGCCGUCCAGGACUCCCCCAACUGGGAGCCUGAAGUCCUUUUCGCCGCACUGCUGGACUACGGGGCGCAGCCAGUGCGCCCUGAGAUGCUGAAACACUGCGCCAACUUCCCUCGGGCCCUGGAAGUCCUGCUUAAUGCCUAUCCUUGUGUCCCAUCCUGUGAGACCUGGGUGGAGGCGGUGCUCCCAGAGCUGUGGAAGGAGCACGAAGCCUUCUACAGCUCGGCCCUGUGCAUGGUGAACCAGCCAAGGCAGCUGCAGCACCUGGCCCGACUAGCUGUGCGCGCUCGGUUGGGAAGCCGCUGCCGGCAGGGUGCCACCCGGCUGCCACUGCCCCCGCUCCUCAGGGACUACCUGCUGCUGCGUGUGGAGGGGUGCAUCCAGUGAACCCCAUGUCAGGCUGUCCCAUGGUGUGUUCUGCCCCUCCCACCUGUCCCCGCCUCCAACUGCGGAGGACCAGUUCCUGGCCCUCUUUUCUUUUCUUUUUGAGACCUAGUCUCACUCUGUUGCCCAGGCUGGAGUGCAGUGGCGCUAUCUCGGCUCACUGCAACUUCUACCACCUAGGUUCAAGCGAUUCUUGUGCCCCAAACUUCCGAGUAGCUGGGACUACAGGCAUGAGUCACCACACCUGGCUGAUUUUGUAUUUUUAGUAGAGACAGGGUCUCACCAUGUUGGCCAGGCUGGUCUCACACUGACCUCAGGUGAUCCACCCGCCUUGGCCUCCCAAAGUGUUGGGAUUACAGGCAUGAGCCACUGCGCCUGGUUGCCUGCCCCUCUUUUCUGUACUCCACGUGCUGUCCUGGUCCACCUCACUCCUCCAUGGGCUUCUUGAGACACCUGCUGACCUCUAGCCGGACCUGAGCUUCAGACCCUCUCUCCAGCAGGAAGGGCUGCAGACUCGGCCUGUUCCCAGACUCGGCCUUCACCUCCCUUCUCCUCCUGUGUUUAAGUGGAUGGCCCCUCUAUCCAUCCAGGUCCCAUGCCAAGAACCAGUGAUUCUAGUGGCCCACCACCUCCCUCUCCUGCCACCCUUAUACCUGUUCAGCCUCCUAAAGAGGGACAAACUCUGUCUCUGCGUGCA
Messenger RNA from Homo sapiens (human), 2142 nucleotides. RefSeq names its product ankyrin repeat and SOCS box containing 16 (gene ASB16). Lineage: Eukaryota; Metazoa; Chordata; Mammalia; Primates; Hominidae. Gene Ontology annotation, biological process: intracellular signal transduction; protein ubiquitination. Gene Ontology annotation, cellular component: cytosol. The transcript has 5 exons. The record is from RefSeq and is marked reviewed. Bases 87 to 1448 code for a protein of 453 amino acids.